AUGUCUUGGAGCCGCUGCGAUCUCAAAUCUGGGCGAGCAAUGAUGUUGCUGGGAAAUUCUGGGUUUCGUUUUCUUAUGAGUUCCUCCCUUUGUUCUGCUUCCAUUGCGGGCGGUUGGGGCACAUGGAGCGAAAUUGUGUAUAUCCUGACCCAAUUGGCGAUGAGCGAUACGGCCAGGAAAUGGCAACAACAGAAGUCGAUUUCGCCUCAAUGA
Molecule: messenger RNA, 213 nt
Organism: Linum tenue
Lineage: Eukaryota; Viridiplantae; Streptophyta; Magnoliopsida; Malpighiales; Linaceae
Source: the annotation of a GenBank genome assembly